Cannabis sativa is the source of this 1892-nucleotide messenger RNA. Its product is annotated as protochlorophyllide-dependent translocon component 52, chloroplastic. Bases 46 to 1641 code for a protein of 531 amino acids. NCBI's taxonomy places the organism in Eukaryota, Viridiplantae, Streptophyta, Magnoliopsida, Rosales, Cannabaceae. The transcript has 6 exons. Gene Ontology annotation, molecular function: chlorophyllide a oxygenase activity; 2 iron, 2 sulfur cluster binding. The record is from RefSeq and is a predicted model, not a curated record.
CAAAGAGCAGAAAAGUUUAUAAUUGGUCAACAUUUUUAUAUAUACAUGAUUUUGAGUUAUUUGUACAACAAACCAGCAGCCAUGGCCAAAGUAGUGCUCAAUUAUUCUCUUCCCAAUCUUAUUACAUUAACCAAACAUGACACAAAACUCUUUUUCAACUUAAACAAAAUACCCAGUACUUCAUCUUCUUCAUUAUUUAAUCAAAGUAGUGUAUCAAGAUCCAAACUUUACACUUCCAUUUCAUCUGUUUCAACAAAUCUCACUGACCCUUUUGAGGCAGAGCUUGAAAGUAGUCAAACCCCAGAUGGGAAGUUCGACUGGUACAGCAACUGGUGUCCAAUUAUGCCGGUUUGUGAUCUGGACAAGAGAAGGCCACAUGGGAAGAAGGUGAUGGGGAUUGAUGUGGUGGUGUGGUGGGACAAGAAUGAGAGUGAAUGGAAGGUGUUUGAUGAUAGUUGUCCUCAUAGAUUGGCUCCUUUAUCAGAAGGAAGGAUUGAUCAAUGGGGGAGAUUGCAGUGUGUCUACCAUGGUUGGUGCUUUAAUGGCUCUGGAAAUUGCAACUUCAUCCCCCAAGCUCCACCAGAUGGCCCUCCGGUUCACACUUCCAAGAAAGCAUGUGUUUCUGUUUACCCAAGUACUGUGCAGAAUGGCAUUGUAUGGUUUUGGCCAAAUGCAGAUCCCAAGUACAAAAAUAUUAUUACAAAGCAAAAACCACCUUAUAUUGCAGAAAUGGAUGAUUCAUCAUUUUCUCAAACAAUAUUAAAUAGAGAAUUUCAUUAUGGAUAUGAGGUGAUGAUUGAGAAUCUUAUGGACCCUGCACAUGUUCCAUAUGCUCAUUAUGGAUUAAUGCAAACUCGCAUACCUGGUAAGGCUGAUAGAGAAGGUGGUAUACCUCUAAAAAUGACUCUGGAAAAUUUCAACAUUAAUGGUUUUACUGGAAUGGGUGAUCCUGGUUUCAACCAAUUUUUUGCACCAUUUGUUUUCUAUAGCUCUGUGCCCCUUAAUCUAAAAGAAGGUAAUAAUGAGAAUAGUAAGAAAAGGGCUUUAGUAUUUAUAUGUGUUCCAAUUAGUCCUGGUAGAAGCAGAUUGAUAAUAAGUGAAUCAAGAUGUGAUGAUUGGAUUAACAAAAUAUCUCCAAGAUGGAUAUUUCAUGUUCUCUUAAAUGCUGUUUUGGAUUCAGAUGCAUAUCUCCUUCAUCUUGAGGAGCUUAAAAUAAUGGAAGCUGGAAUUGGAAAAUGGAAUAAAGCAUGUUUUGUGCCAACAAAAUCAGAUGCUCAUAUUGUUGCAUUUAGAAAAUGGCUUAACAAGUAUGGUGGUGGCCAAGUUGAUUGGGGUGGCAAAUUCUCUGGUGCUCUUCCACCAACCCCUCCUAGAGAACAACUCAUGGACAGGUAUUGGAGUCAUGUAGUGAAUUGUAGUAGUUGCAGUGCUGCACACAAGGGUUUCAAAGUGUUAGAAAUAAUGCUACAAGUGAUCUCUAUAGCUAUGAUUGGAUAUGUUGGUGUGACCAAUAAACAAGGCCAAACAUUGAAGAUUGCCAUGGUUUCUACAGCAUUACUUUGCUUUGUAGCUUCAAAGUGGCUUUCUCAUUUCAUCCACAAGACCUUCCAUUUUCAUGACUAUGACCAUGCUUUUCGUUGAAACAUAUCUCACAUGUAUAAUGAUGCAUAUAUAUAUAUAUAUAUAUAUAUAUAUAAAUAAAUAUAUAUGUCAUUGGUUUUGAUUACUCAACCAAUGAAAUAACCUUAGAGUUAGAGUACUUGAACUUCAUAUAUAUUUGCAUGUAUGUCGAUAUGAUUUGUGUUGGGAAAACAAUUGAUUCUAUUUAUGUUUCACACAAUUGUACUAAGAACAAUAUCCAAAGAUCAAUUAAGAACUUAAAUCGAGAGAAA